Molecule: messenger RNA, 1741 nt
Organism: Humulus lupulus (European hop)
Lineage: Eukaryota; Viridiplantae; Streptophyta; Magnoliopsida; Rosales; Cannabaceae
Exons: 11
Coding region: 135-1358 (407 amino acids)
Molecular function (GO): ATP hydrolysis activity; ATP binding
Source: RefSeq, a predicted model, not a curated record
GUAAGUAUCAUCUAAGUCUAAAGAUUCCACUCCUACUCUUUGAGGAGCUGAAGAGAAGUGAAGAGAGAAAUUCCACAAAUCUCUCUCUCGCGCUCUCUCUCGCGCUCUCUCUCUCUCUAGAUUUAUCCCAAUCAAUGGCCGCCGACGAACCAUCAAUCACUCGCUGGUCCUUCAUGGAUUUUAAAAUGUUUUAUGAUGCCAAGUUUGGUAGAAAGAGGGUGCCGGAUUCGCAAAAUGGCCAUGCAAAUGAUCAAUCCAAUGUGAGUAAUGGGACUUCUCCGGCAGCCGUGACAAAUGGAAGCGCCACCCAUGUCAAUUCAUCUGACUUGGCUAUCUAUGAACAGUAUCGAAACCAGGGAAGGGGCUCAAAUCAGCCAAAUGGCGUUAUUGCAAACGGAAAUGGCCAUAUACCGCAAAAAUCUCUGCUCCCUGCGUUUGAAUCUGCAGAAACACGUUCUUUAGCAGAGAGUAUAUGCAGGGACAUCGUUCGUGGGACUCAAGAUGUUACAUGGGAUAGUAUCAAGGGUCUAGAGAAUGCCAAACGUUUACUUAAAGAAGCAGUUGUCAUGCCAAUUAAAUAUCCCAAGUACUUUACUGGUCUUUUAUCACCAUGGAAAGGUAUUCUCCUUUUUGGCCCUCCCGGAACAGGAAAGACCAUGCUUGCCAAGGCUGUUGCAACUGAGUGUAAUACUACUUUUUUCAACAUUUCAGCAUCAUCCGUUGUCAGUAAAUGGCGUGGUGAUUCUGAGAAGUUAGUGAAGGUGCUAUUUGAGGUGGCAAGGCACCAUGCUCCAUCAACCAUAUUCAUUGAUGAAAUUGAUGCAAUUAUUAGUCAACGUGGUGAAGCGCGCAGUGAACAUGAAGCAAGUAGGCGUUUGAAAACUGAACUUCUCAUACAGAUGGAUGGUUUGACCCGGACAGAUGAACUUGUUUUUGUGUUGGCCGCAACAAAUCUUCCCUGGGAACUGGAUGCAGCCAUGCUCCGCCGUCUUGAGAAACGUAUCUUAGUGCCUCUUCCGGAACCAGAAGCAAGAAGAGCUAUGGUUGAGGAACUCCUCCCAUCAAAGCCUAGUGAAGAGAAUCUUCCUUAUGAUAUAUUGGUAGAAAAGACAGAAGGUUUCUCCGGUUCGGAUAUCCGGUUAUUGUGCAAAGAAGCGGCCAUGCAGCCAUUGAGACGAUUGAUGGCACAACUUGAAGAUAAACCUGAAGUGGUGCCUGAGGACGAACUGCCUAAGGUUGGACCAAUCACUCAUGAAGAUAUAGAAGCGGCGCUCAAGAACACGAGGCCGUCUGCUCAUCUCCAUGCUCACCGCUACGAGAAGUUCAACAGUGACUAUGGCAGUCAAAUACUCCAAUGAAGGCAUGAUAGAGUUUGUCUCUAAUGUUUUUUCUUCAUCUAUUUAUUUUCUACAAUAAUCAUUCUUGGAGCCGGGGAGGGACUAUUGAGUGUUGGAACAAGAGAAAAAGUCUUUAUGUGCAAAUACCAAAUAGUGCUUGGUUUUGGUGGUUCUCUGAUUUUUUUUUUUAUUCAAUAGGAAAUAGCUUCGUAGCUUGAUUUUAUGGACUAGGUGGAACUGUUUUUUGAUUGUUUGGUGAUGUCCUUUCGUGUCAUUUAAUGAAAGUAGUCACAAAUUGUUUGGCUUACUUUACUAGCAAAUAGUGCGUGAAUUUGUGAUGUAAAAUAUUGCCCAUUUUGGUAUAAUUGUAAUUUUAUGUAUUUAAUUCUGUUUGUACUAUGAAA